AUGCAGUCCGACGACGAAGACACGUCGUUGCAUUCAUGCUUCGAUUCGCUAAAAACCGCUGUCAUGGGGUGCUGCUAUAGUAUUUGCCACAAAGACAACGAUCCACAGGAGAACACAGUGAACGAAAGAACACAUCUCCUGGAGGUGACGGAGCAGCAGCAGGAGACGCCGGUGCCGGCCGCCUCGGCGUCCACUCCGCCGCGGAAACCUGAUGAGCAGAGCGCACUCAACAGGAUACUGCAUGAGACUGCCACCAAUGUGAUCGACGUAGGAGCCCUAGGUCCCUACGCGCUGGAAGCCGGGGCGUACUCUGAGCGCGUCCGAGUAUACAGUGCUCGGGUGGCAGGGCUCGGCGCGGCGGGGGCGGCGGCGCCACGGUUACUGGCUGACCUGCCACAUGCUGAGCGAGCUGCCCUGCUGUCCAAGCCACCACUAGGAGCUGGGGAUAAGGACCUUAUAACAAAUGCCGUAAAGAAAGCGGCCGCUGCGAUCUCAGAGCUCCGAGUGGAACAUCACGAGGACUUAGUGGUACCAUUCCGGGUGCCAUAG
This is a messenger RNA of Spodoptera littoralis (African cotton leafworm), 549 nucleotides long. Lineage: Eukaryota; Metazoa; Arthropoda; Insecta; Lepidoptera; Noctuidae. The record is from the annotation of a GenBank genome assembly.